This is a messenger RNA of Patella vulgata (common limpet), 1461 nucleotides long. RefSeq lists its product as uncharacterized. The coding region runs from base 161 to 1435 and encodes 424 amino acids. NCBI's taxonomy places the organism in Eukaryota, Metazoa, Mollusca, Gastropoda, Patellidae. The transcript has 4 exons. The record is from RefSeq and is a predicted model, not a curated record.
GCUCUAAUUUAUCAAUUCGAAAUUUCCCCAUGAUUGCAUUGAUAUUAUGACGGUGUAUGCUACUUCUCUCUAAGUGCGAAGGCCUUACUAUUAUCGGCCUGACUGACAUAGUCUAAAAUAUUGACCUAAGCUUCUCUAUCUUGCAAUUACAGGUAGACUAAUGGAUAAUCUACAGGAUUUACAUGAAUUCAGAAGCAAUUUUGCUCCUGUAAUGAACGAAUUAGCCGAAUGGACAGAUUCUCGACGGUUGGUGGUGUCCGAUAAUCCCAGGAGAUUGAGGAAUCGUCUUGAUAAUGCAGAUCAACAGACGUCAUCCAUGUAUAAUGAAAACAUAUCCAGAAAAGAUUAUUAUUCCAUGGGCGAUUCUUAUAUCCACAACAGUUAUAGAACAGCGGUGGAAAACGAUGAAGUAAGAAAUCCCAACCAGUGUCCAAAGUUCCAGUCACAUCUUGUCCAGUCUCCUGGUUCACCUUUAAGUGUUAGACGCCAGAGAAGACCUCUUCCAAGAUCUCAAAAUUCACCACCAAAUUGUGAGUUUAUUAGUCUGGAAGAACUUCACCGGGUUAUUCGGGGAUUGAAACCAGUUAAUAUACCCAGAGAUACCAGUUCUAAUGUGGAAGACUGCCAACCAUGGAAGGCAGCCCCAGAACUCCUUAGUUCUAAUGUACAAGAAUAUCAGCCAUGGAAGGCAGCACCGGAACUCCUUAGUUCGCGAGAUUCAACAAGGAAUAUUGCAGCCAAUUAUCCCAGACGUUCCGAUGUUCCUGAUGGCGCCAUUGUUUCUCUAGCGGAACUUCAAACAGCAAUUCAGCUCUUGAAACCGGUUUCGAAAGUAAGCGAUUUAACCGAAAAUAAUUGGAAUCAAAGUUUACCUCAUAACAACAGGUCUUUACAUGAUAUCCGCUGUGAUUUAACGCCAAAAACUGCAUCAAUAAAGCAGGAAGAGCUAAAAGAUCAAAAAGAUUUCAAGACAAAUCCGAUAACAGUGGAAGAAUUAGAACUUCGUAUAAAGAGCCUGAAAAGGGUUGGAGGAGUUUACUACCCUCAACUGAAAACCACGUUUUACGAGGAUAUAAAACAAGAACACAAUGAAAAAUUCACCAAAGAAGGAGAACAGAUGAUGGAAAUCCAGACAGAGUCAUGUGAUCAUCAUGGUACUUGUGAUGAGAUCUGUAAAGUUGAUACAGAUGAAGUAGAUGUUGGUCAAGUUACCAGGAGGAAGAAACGAAGUUUUCUAUCAAGAUUAAAGUUCUGGAGAAAAGGAAGCAAAGAAACAAAACAAACCACGUGUGAAGUAAUGACGAGUGAAAAUUCUGAUAAAGGACAAGAAAAUGCAACAAAAGCGUCAAAAGAAAAGACUCCGUCAAUAUCUGCUAAAAGUUCCUCUUUGUUUUGUUGUUGUGUAAAAGGCGUGUCCACAGACGAUUCGAUCUAAAUAAAUUAUCUCUUCGUUAAUCAUGU